AUGGCACCAAAGAAGAACGGAAACUGGCCGGUCGACGGAAGAAUAACGCGGGCACAGAUGGCUAAGGCAAAAGGGAAGGAAAAAGGGACGUUGGAAGGAAGCACAGACAGCACGCAAGCAGAGAAACUAACCACGGGAACAGGAAGUGGUGGAGAAGUCCAACCGGGAAGGAGCCAGGGCUCGGUACCGACCGUAGCUACAACGUAUGCAGAAGCCACAAAAGCGACUCCACAGGGCACAGCGGUUCCCACUCAACAGAAAAACGGGGAAACUGAAGCUCGAGUGGUCUAUCUUGAACCCGUUGACACGGAGAAGGGCUUUCCGCGACACUCUCUCGAGUUGGCAAGAAUUCUGUCGGAAAAGGGUUUCACGGCGUUUGGGGACAUCGCGCAGAUCGGUCGUUUCAGAUUCAGAGUGGACCUGGAAAAUGCAGGCGCAGAAGGGCAGCUUCAAGCACUCAAUCUGUCAAAUCACAACAUUCGGUUCCUCAACCCGAAGAAAUCGAAAAGGACCAUUCUUUUUGUGAAGGGAGUACCAGAGGACUUCGGGGAGGAGGAGUUGAAGGACUUCACAACGACGGAGACAGAGGUCCUAGCAGUCGAACGGGUCAAGAAGAAGGUGGACGAGACCCUCGUCAACACCACGAGCCUGAGGAUUACAGUUGCAGGAGAAAAGGUUCCCCGGCUGGUGAAAAUCUACGGAUGCGCGUUCCGAUGUGAACUGUACAUCUUCCCGAUCCGACAGUGCCAAAAUUGUUGGAGAUUUGGACACAGCGCCAAGAAGUGUACCAGCAGACAUCGUUGCCGAAUUUGUGGAAGGAGCCACAAAGAGACGGAUUGCGGGGAAGCAGAUCGCUGUUCGAACUGCAAAGGGCAGCAUCGGGCCUCCAGCAAGGACUGUCCGGAGCGAGAACGGAGACGCAACAUCCUGGAGACCAUGAAGAAGAAGCAGGUGGGCUACACGGAGGCGGAGAGUGAGUUCCCGAAACUCACAAACCGAUUCGCGGAUCUGCCGGUCGAUGAGGAAGAAAGCGACUGCAACGGAACGGGCAAGCCCGUUGGACAGUUUCGUCCGCGGCCGAGGAUUUGCUCCCAACCUUCCGAAGAACAAGACCAGCAGGAACAAAGAAAUGCAGAAUCAGCGGAGGCAAUCCGGAGUGGGCAAAGAAAGGAGAACACGGAGUGCCAGUGCUCGACAAAUCCGUUCAGGACCACAGAUUUCGAACGCUUCCUGGACCAAUUGCGGAAAGAUUUCCUGGCGGAAACGCGGAACCACGUUUGGGUCCAGCCGUUGAGACUUCUGCUGGUCCAAAUCGGCAGAAGAGUGCACGAAGUGAACUCAGAAUUGGACAGAGAUCAACUCAUCCUGGAGAUCGGCAACAACAUCCAGGAUAUCGUCGAGAGGAACACACCGAACAACAGCAUAAGCAGAACAGCAGGAUCGAGCAACAGUGGAGUGUAA
Culex pipiens pallens (northern house mosquito) is the source of this 1461-nucleotide messenger RNA. RefSeq lists its product as uncharacterized. The coding region runs from base 1 to 1461 and encodes 486 amino acids. Lineage: Eukaryota; Metazoa; Arthropoda; Insecta; Diptera; Culicidae. The transcript has a single exon. The record is from RefSeq and is a predicted model, not a curated record.